UUUGCUCGCACUCCUCGCCACAACCAGUAGGUCCCACCGCUACUUUGCCGCAGGAAUACUUGCAUCGAAAUCCCAAUUCAAUUUUAGGUGGACGGUGGUGAUCCACCAGUUUUAGUGGCGGAUCCAGGAUUUUACGGAUGGUGGUGCACUUGAAGGUUAUGUUGCUCGGAUUCUUCAUUUCACCUCAAGUAACCGUGUCGAAUCCUCGACACUCGGACAUGGGUGAGACACUUGACACUUUGUUUCGGGCUAAAAAAUAGAAAAAAUUCCAAAAAAAUAGCCGAGUCGGACACUUGGACACGUACCCGUGUUGGACAUGGGUACUCGAGUCUGAGCAACAUAGCUUGAAGGACCCACUGGGACCACAAGUGCAUCCGCCAUCGUCCGCCAAUGACCUUGUAUAUAAACUCACAGUUCACACUUGGUAGAUUCCAGCUUUUGUAAUGGCAAGUGAAGUUGAUAAGGAUUAUGUUGCUUUUGAGGAGAAGGUGAAGAGGACAGUUUACCUUGACAACCUCUCACCCCAUGUAGAUGAUAAACACAUUAAGUCUGCAUUCAGCCAAUAUCAUGGUACUCUGACCAAUGUUCGUUUCAUCCCGAACUACACAGAGCCCUGCUACAAUGCGAAGUGUGGUCUUUUAGAGUUUGAAAAUGAAGAGCAGGCAAAGGAAGUAAUCGAAAUGGUGUCUAUUUUUCCAUUCAUGAUAUUGGGGAUGCCACGUCCAGUGAGAGCCUUACCUGCAACACCGGAGAUGUUUGAUGAUCACCCAAUUAAACCGGGUAAGAAGAUACAAAUGUAUUGGUUGGAACCGGAAGAUUCUAAUUUUGAGGUGGCUCAGACGGUGAAGAACUUGACAAUGAAGCACGUUGCUCAACGUUCUUUCCUGCAUGAGAAGCAGCUCGAAGAGGAGGAGAAACUCUCGAACCAGCAAGCAGAAACCCUGAAAAGCUAUCAACAGAAGUACGAGAUGAUAAAUUCUGUAUUAUCUGGUGACAUCGCUGAGCGUCUUGCUAAGCAUUACGGGAAACAUCUCACUCAUUACUGAUGACACUGGAAUUUGACUGGUAUUUUACAUAGUAAUUAUGUAUUAGCAUUGUUGGAUUCUUAAAGCUUGAUAAAAUGAUCAUCUCUUUCUGAAAAAUCCCUUCAGCUUAUGUAUAUAGUUAGAGUUCAGUAUUAACUAUUAAGUUUUCGGAACAUUCAUGUACAUUCGUGUUGAUCUUGUUUUAGCUCCUGGAAAUUGCAUGUCUAAGUUAAGCUGCUA
Messenger RNA from Beta vulgaris subsp. vulgaris (sugar beet), 1265 nucleotides. RefSeq lists its product as uncharacterized. The transcript has 3 exons. The record is from RefSeq and is a predicted model, not a curated record. Gene Ontology annotation, molecular function: RNA binding. Lineage: Eukaryota; Viridiplantae; Streptophyta; Magnoliopsida; Caryophyllales; Amaranthaceae. The coding region runs from base 444 to 1046 and encodes 200 amino acids.